Molecule: messenger RNA, 961 nt
Organism: Notolabrus celidotus (New Zealand spotty)
Lineage: Eukaryota; Metazoa; Chordata; Actinopteri; Labriformes; Labridae
Gene: stpg4
Product: sperm-tail PG-rich repeat containing 4
Exons: 8
Coding region: 214-876 (220 amino acids)
Biological process (GO): epigenetic programing of male pronucleus
Cellular component (GO): male pronucleus; germinal vesicle; female pronucleus
Molecular function (GO): histone binding; chromatin binding
Source: RefSeq, a predicted model, not a curated record
AGGUGAUGGUCUUUAUUUCUGCUGCACUCAGACAGACAGAGGGAGACUGUGUUUGUGUGUUUGUGUGUGGCCUGGUAUGCCACAAGGGAUGAGAUUCUUAACACGUCAUAUACCACUAAGAGAGUGUCACAGGAUCUCCAGCCAAGCAGAUAGUGAAGGAGAGAGCGGGCUGCAGCUGCAUGGAAAAACAGAGCCGUUCGUAGAGGCACUGACAUGUCCAGGGGCGGUAAUAGAACAGAUAAGGCCGAUGACAAGGUGGAGCGGUGUGGCCGGGGGAGCUGGUGGCUGGGAACACUAAAAGACACACCGAUCCCGGGUCUUUAUCACAUCCGUGACUUCAUCGAAGAAGCUGAACUCAACCCUGUGAGGAAGACCUAUGGGUUUAAAAGCGUGGGGAGAAGAGCCCAAACUCUGGGCAUACGUAAUGGGGAUCUACUUCUACCAGGAGCUUAUGGCUACACUGACUCCAUACAGGAGGUUCUGAAGCACAAGGCCUCCUACUCCUUCAAGAACUGUCCACGACCUGACAUCGUCACCCUGGGCAUCAGGGACGAGCAUAUACACACUUCACCCUGCGACUACAAUGUGAGUGAGAAACCAGUGGAGAAGACUCCUUGCAAGCACGUGAUGUUUCGCUCUACUGUGCAGCGGAUCAGCUUUCCACCUAAAGAGGGACCUGCUCCAUGCCAGUAUGAUCCACUGUCCAGACCCUCAAGGGGCAUCACGUCCUGCUUCAGAUCCAGGUUACCACGGCUGCACUUUGCGCACUCGAACACCCCUGGACCGGGUGCCUACGAGCCCUGCUGGAAGUUGGGCGACCAUCUGAGCACAGAGGCCACUGAUCCAUCGUUUAGUCUCCUCUACCGUAACAUGUAGUGUGGACUUUCCACCAUGCCUUGUUUCCAGCUGCAUAACAUUGGCCUACCUGAUUAUUGGAAUUAAAGCAUACAUGAGAAAUACA